AUGCGUCGCAGUACCAUCCCUCCGCGGUCUGGCAAGCCCGAGGCCGCCAUGCGCGCACCCGAGCCGCCGAAGCGCAAGAUAUUCAACUGCAUCGUCGAUGAUACCGCCUUGAUCGCAGGCGUCAAGAAGAGCACCCGCGACGGCAUCCGCAAGUGGAUAGCACAGGACGCCAUACGCCUUUAUGUACCGCUGCACACCCUCACUCAGCUCCACCGCCUCAAGAAUGGCACCGAGCGCAUUAACGCCGAUGCCCGCGAAGCCGUCAAGUGGCUCGACGAAGUCACGUCCAACGAAGCUGCUAGCCGCGUUAUCCUCGAGGGCGUUGAUGAAGCAUAUACUACAUGGGGAGAGGUGGAGCAGUUUCUGCUUCCCGAGACAUUACUCUCAAUGGAGGAAAGUGAAUCCGACGAGGACGACUACCAUGAAGAUCUAGAAAGCUCCUUCAACGCUCUCGACAUGUCUGACGGCACAUCCAUCAGCUCUACGCAUAGCUUCGAGAACGUGUCCAAGACUCCCGAGUCGCCCCGCUCGCUUUCAAGCAAGGCAUCUAAGCCCGUCGAUGGCUCCACACAUGCCGACAAGGCAGCCACGCUCCUCAAGGCAUCCCCCGACCGUAACGCCCACAAUAGCACCGAGAUGGCUCGCGCCGAUAAGUCGACCAAGGGCUCUGUGCCCGUCUAUCUCCAGCCUCUCUUCAACCACAUCUUGUGGCGCAUCAACAAGGAGGGAAACCCUGAUGCAGCUCUGGAGUCCUUCAUCCUCCUCACUAACGACUCUGCGAAGCAGACGAUUGCUCAGAAGUUUGGCAUCCGCGCUAAGCGCCUUGAGCAGCUCCGAGAUGCUGUCGCUCGUGAAGACCGCGAAUACAAAAACCAUCUGACCAUCCACAAGAUAGAAGUAGAAGCAACCGCAGCAAAGGGCACCGCUCCAAUCGCACCCAAAGCGGCAGAGCGACCCAAGUCCAGCCCCGUAACCGAGAGCAAGCCCGUAGAUAACUCCGAUGACGAGGAUGAGGUGCUUUUCAAGCGCGCUCCACGAGGCCCCGCAUCUACUAAGAACAACCAACGCGUCUUCGAUCCGAACGAUUUCGCACGUACAAACCAGCAUCAAUCCCCUCGUGGUGGACGCGGAGGUCAUGUGCCGUCACCUCGAGGUCGCGGUGGACCAGCCUUCCGGGGUCGUGGAACCUUUGCACCGCGUGGCGCAUACGUCCCUCCAGGCCCAGUCUUCCGAGCUCCGCCAGCUCCUCGUCAUGAUCCAAAUGCGCCUCUCGACCCAGACUCCUUCUCGCGUCCUGCUCCCAAGGUCGGACCGGUCCGUGGUGGUGGCGGCAGGAGAAAGCUAUGGGAGCCGAACUAG
Messenger RNA from Alternaria atra, 1359 nucleotides. RefSeq lists its product as uncharacterized. The transcript is spliced from 2 exons. Lineage: Eukaryota; Fungi; Ascomycota; Dothideomycetes; Pleosporales; Pleosporaceae. The coding region runs from base 1 to 1359 and encodes 452 amino acids. The record is from RefSeq and is a predicted model, not a curated record.